CAAGCAGGCGAUCGGAACUAACACAUACGGUAUUUCCGUCAAGUUCGUAAGUAUAUAACCGCUAUCGGUGAUCGUCAAACGUAUCAGUCGUAUUCGAUCGAGCUUCACAGAACACAGAAGCACACACACGAGACUUACAAAUAAUCAAAAAUGGCAUACAAGAUGUUCUCCAUCGGUCUGGUGAUCGCAUUCGCCGGCAUGUGCUUGUGCCAACAACAAUCGACUUCCAGCUCACCAUCGCAAUACCAGUCUACCGCCGUGUCCCAAGCGUCGUUCCAGACGGGAUCGGCGGCCGCCCAACCACAGACCAAAUUGGAAGACAUCGAACGCGACAAUCUGGUUGCCGCUUUCGGACAGAAAACACAGCAGCCAUCCAAUAAACCGUCGCCUGUGGCCCCAUCGGUCUCUCAACAACAACAAUCACAACAACCACCGCAGUCUUACCAAGCGAUCCCGCAACAACAAUACUACGUGCAGCCUUACCAGGGAUUACCAGCGCAGUUCUACAUGCAACCGUACCAGACCCAACAGCAGUACUUGGCCCAACCUUACCAGAUGACUUUUGACUACAACGGCGUACAGUACUCCAUCGUCAGCCCCAACUCUUACCCCGGUAACCAGAUUUACCAACAAUACUACGUGCCAGCUGCCCAACCGUCGGCUGUUCCCGAAUACGUGACCAAACAAUCUUUCCCGGCCGCCGCCCCUGCUCAAGCUCAACAAGAAUACAAACAACAAUUGUCCACCCCUGCAGCACAAGCUCAACAAGUAUACAAACAACAACAAUUCGCCGCCCCCGCUCAAGUCCAACAAGAAUACAGACAACAGCAGUUCGCCGCCCCCGCUCAAGUCCAACAAGAAUACAAACAACAACAACAGUUGACCGCCGCCCCCGUUCAAGCCCAACAGGAAUACAAGCAACAACAGUUCAACACCCUGUCUCAAGCUCAACAACAGUACAAAGAACUGCAACAACAAUACGUCGUGCCAUCACCCGCAUACCAAUACGUCCAACAGCCAGCCGCUCCCUCGACCAACGGACCUGCCGAUUACUCGUACGUCACCCGUCACCCUGCCACCACCGCUGUCCAAUUCAAAUCCCAGGCACCAGCCGCCCAACCCCAAUUCCAGUACAACGCAUUACCGCAACAGUACCAACAACAACAACAACCCCAAUACUACUACACCGUAGCCGCUACCGAACAACCACGCGUCCAACAGUCAGCCAAGAGCCAAUUCUCUUCCGGAGUCAAGUCCACCACACCCACUCCGUUGAUUAAGGAACAAUUCGCGUACAAGUUCGAAUCAUCACCGCAACAACAACAACCCGGUGCCGCCUACAGCACUCUCAGAUAUUCCGCUUAAGACGGUGCAAGUGCAUUUCCGUUGAGGAACCGUGCCAUCGUUAUAUAUAAUAUUAUUGUAUAUAGUGCCGUCGAUUCCGAUGUACGCACACACUACGCGUAAUUCGUUUUACGAUUAUUAGAUAUCACUAUUAUUAUUACUAUUAUUAUUAUUAUUAAUUAAUUAGGUACUAUACUAGUGCGUUGUAGCACAAAUAUUAUAAUAUAGGAUAUUUAUUACACCGUCGAUUUUCACACAGAACGGCUGCUGCGGGUCGAUAUUGCGACUUAGCGCUGUAAUAUUAUGUUGUGUGGACGCAUAUGUCCCUAAAAAAAAAUUUAAUUGUUUGUUAUUAUUUUCAUUAUUUUGGUUUAAGAAUAAAUGUGAAAACACUUAAAUUUGUCGACCAUUAAAAA
This is a messenger RNA of Aphis gossypii (cotton aphid), 1760 nucleotides long. RefSeq names its product putative mediator of RNA polymerase II transcription subunit 26. Bases 151 to 1365 code for a protein of 404 amino acids. Lineage: Eukaryota; Metazoa; Arthropoda; Insecta; Hemiptera; Aphididae. The transcript is spliced from 2 exons. The record is from RefSeq and is a predicted model, not a curated record.